Molecule: messenger RNA, 1345 nt
Organism: Panicum hallii
Lineage: Eukaryota; Viridiplantae; Streptophyta; Magnoliopsida; Poales; Poaceae
Product: cytosolic sulfotransferase 5-like
Exons: 1
Coding region: 57-1082 (341 amino acids)
Biological process (GO): sulfation
Cellular component (GO): cytoplasm
Molecular function (GO): sulfotransferase activity
Source: RefSeq, a predicted model, not a curated record
GUCACUGACAGGACAGUCCACUUCGCUUCUCCGCCUGCGCGCUGCUUCUCCCUUCCAUGGCCUCCGCCGCUGCCACCACGGCGGUUCCUUCGGGCCCUGUCCCGUUCAAGGACGUCGACGACGGCACGGUCCCGGAGCACACCCCCAAGGAGGAGUUCGGCGACCUCGUGGCCGCGCUGCCGCGCCGGCAGCAGUCCAUCCUGGAGCUGCGCCUGUACCAGGGCUUCUGGCUGCCGGAGCACUGGGUGCCGGGCACCGUCGUGUUCCAGCGCCGCUUCGCCCCGCGCCCCGACGACGUGGUCCUCGCCAGCUACCCCAAGUGCGGCACCACGUGGCUCAAGGCGCUGGCGUUCGCCGCCGCGGCGCGGGCCGCGCACCCGCCCGCAGCGCCCGGGCACCCGCUCCGCCGGCUCAACCCGCACGACUGCGUCCCGUUCAUCGACGAGAUCUUCGCCGCCGGGGAGGAGGCCAAGCUGGACGCGCUCCCGUCGCCGCGGCUCAUGAACACGCACCUGCCCUGCACGCUGCUCCCGACCCCGGUCACCGCCGGCGGGUGCCGGGUCGUGUACGUCUGCCGGGACCCCAAGGACAUGGUCGUCUCGCUGUGGCACUUCCUCCGGCGCACCAAGCCCGACCUCUCGUUCGACGAGACGUUCGAGUCCGUCUGCGACGGCACGGUGGCGGCCGGCCCGGUCUGGGACCACGUCCUCUCCUACUGGCGCGCGAGCGUGGCGCGCCCGGACCGGGUGCUCUUCCUCAAGUACGAGGACCUGCUGCGGGACACCGGCGCGAACGUGCGGCGGCUCGCCGAGUUCAUGGGCCGGCCGUUCACCGCCGCGGAGGAGGCCGCCGGCGACGUCGCGGCCGUCGUGGAGCUGUGCAGCUUCGGCGAGAUGAAGGGGCUGGAGGUGAACAAGGCUGGCAGCGGCACCGCGGGGAGGUACCGCGCAAUGCCGCGCGACGCCUUCUUCCGGAAGGGGGUCGCCGGGGACUGGGCGAACCACAUGACGCCGGAGAUGGCGGCGCGGCUGGACGGGAUCGUCCGGGAGAAGCUGCAAGGGACAGGGCUGGCCUUCGCGUGAUAAUCAUUUUCAAGAUGCUGACCGUUUUGGAGCGAAUCUUUGCGAUUCUGCUGGCACUUUGUGUAUGAGAGGUUGCACCUGCACGAACAUGUUUUGGAACUUCCCGUGGCCACGUUACGGGAGAAGUUUGGCAUACUCCGUGUAAUCUUUUUUUUUUAUUUCGGUCGUGCAAUAAUGCGAGUGUGCCAGCAUAUGAGAAAUAAAGGAUGAUUUUGCAUUUGUCACAUCAAUUUUAUAAAAAUAUAUAAGAGAUUAUUAUUACA